UCCCAAGGUUGUGUCGUGGGGCAGAAACAUUGGAGCUCGAAGCAUGCCAGAGGGGUCUUGGCCCGUCACACCUUGAAGCUGCUUCCGCGUCGUCACCGUCGAGGCACAGCACCAACAGAAACCACGAAUCCGCGCCUUCAGCCAGUCAUAGCGCCCACUGCCACGCGUGCACUCAUUGUACGAUACACCUAGAGGCACGACGACCUCCCGUCCGGUGUUGCUCAUCACUUUGAAUCGAUUACACAACGCCACCUCGACAGCAGCAGCGCUGUUCUCCAGCUAACGACAAUCGAGUUCCGAGCCGGCCGGUACGGUCCUGCCACAUUGCCGAUCCACGGAGCCGCAUUGCGAUGCGGGAACCCAACCGCCCAUCACCGACGGCCCAACCCUGAUACGAAACCACCUUCUUCAUUUGCAUGACCUUGCUGGUCUUGCUGGCUGGCCCCGCGCAAAGUCGAACCGCGCCAGCCAGCUGGUCUCGUCAUGCCUGAGCUUCUCGACACCUCCGCUGCUGGUCCCGCUCUCGAGUCCCCCUCCCUAGCCGACCACGACCAAUUGCGCAUUCUUUCCCGAUCGCCUCACCCAUACCACCGAUAUAACUCGGAGCUCCUCGAACCUGCUCAGGCCUUUCCGGCGUCGAAAUCUCGGUCAGGGACCCUUCGGCCUCGCACAGGGUACCCCUACGAGUCGCACGAUGCCUCCCUUAGCAGCGCUAGCGGCACUGAGGCCGACGACGAGCACUUUCUCAAGGGACUGCCAGCGCCUAAGCGACACCACAAAGGUGUGAGGGGGCUGAACGAAGUCAGCUCUGGGACGAGUUCUCCUGCCCCAUCGCCUGCGAUUGUCAAAGAUGACGUCCAAAAGUUUGUGUUCAGCUCCAGGCGAGGCACCCCCAAGGGCCAUGCUCAGCAAGCCGCAACCGUGGACACACGGAGGAGGAAGGAGGUUGCAAGACGCUUCCUCGAAAUCGUAAUUCUAGGCGGUCUCUGUCUGGCUGUCCAGAGCAACACUCAAGUACGGCGAGUCCUACGGAGUUGGAAAUACGAGCUUUACGCCGGCCUGGGAAUAUACACCUUGCUAGUGCUUCUAUAUCCGUUUCGGCUCAUGGCUUGGGCCUAUAUACGACGAAAACCAACCACGGCAUUUCCCAUAGCCGUUCCCGCAUCCUUCGACCCAGCACCGGCACUGUAUCCACCCUUAAUCACCUUAAUCGUGUCUUGGAUCGUGGCAGUCGACAACGCCGCUCUAAUACCACUAAAUAUUGUUCUCGCUAUCGCGUCCCUACCUGCGGCACUGGUGCCGUCCACCAGCUCAAAUUCCACCCCGAACCCUAUACACUGGAUUAUAUCAUGCAUUCCUAUAGCCAUUGCGGCACAGCGAGAAGACGUCAAGCUUGGGCACUUGUGCCUGGCAGAGGUCGAUAGCAUGCGCCCGUGUCUAUCGGUCGAAAACGCUACUCUCUUAUAUCCACUUCACCACAGCCUUUGCCUGGUGUUGAAUGCUCUCACCACCACGAGCCUACUCACUGCCGAGCUUCAGUUGCUUUCGGUGGCACUGAUCAAUCUACAACUGAUGGCUGCAUCUCCUCAGAUGCUCAUCAUGAAAGCGAUGCUCUGGGUUGGGGGCGUGGAUCUUCUUCUUGCUUGCAGCCAUGUUGUCCAGUGGGGAGUCGCGCUUGCUCGCGUGCCGAAAUGGAGGUUCAAGCGAGUCUCGAACACGACAAAGCGCAAGCCAUCUUUCUUCUCGGCCGUCGUCCCAUGGCGCAAAGUCAGGCAUGAACUCUUCCAUACAUCAUUGGACAGCUCGUCCUGUAGUUCGUGUGAGGCUGCUUACGAUGAGCACGACGGAAGUGAUGGCGCGGGUGUAUUGCCAUCACGUGGUUUGAGUCGCGUCACCACAGUCCAAAUGGACCGUUCACAUACUUUGACCAAAACUUACGAAGAGUUCCUGCCUGAACGUGUUUCCGACGAUGGCAGAUCGGCUAAGGAACAGGUGUCCUUCGCGCCUCUGAGGCGCCAUACGAUGCCUAGCAGACCUCAUGUCCCGCCUAAAUCACAUACACACACGCCAUCCGGGCGUCGGAAGCGCUCUACCUCAAGCUCUGUGAGGGCCUUCUUCUCGCUCACUCAGGAGCAGGCAAGUGCUAGAAAGUGGAUCUAUGCUAUGUAUCUCUACAUCUGCAUCAUCUUCGCCAUAUUUGUUCCAGCUCCAUUUGUGGGCGCCAUGGAAGUCGUUAGGCAAGAGGCGCUCGAUGGACACGAAGCGAUAGGCUGGGCGCUUGGCUACAUGUUUGGCGAGGUCCCUUGGUUCAGGUGGCAAGUCGUCAGUAACAACUUGCAGAGAUGGAUAUGUCUACCACCACGAACCCACCAAGAUGAGACAACGAUUAGCACCUCGACUGGGUGGGCAGAGCAUAUACGCUAUGACUACCUUGGAGAAGCUACGACUAGGCUCGCACUCAGUGGAUACUGUGCGGUUGUUAUCGCCGUGGGUCUCUGCGUUGUGUUCACCCUGUCGCCGUUCUACGAAGUCGACACGCGGCGGAAAGUAUUCCACUUCAUGAUGGUGGCCAUGUUCUUGCCUUCGAUAUAUAUCGACCCAGCCUUUGUGGCCAUGGCAUUGACCGUCAUACUCGGUCUUUUCCUUCUUCUCGACCUGCUUCGAGCCAGCCAGCUCCCACCUUUAUCCAAGCCGCUGGCCUCCUUCCUAGCUCCUUACGUGGACGGCCGAGACCUGCGUGGGCCCGUUGUGAUCUCUCACAUCUUUCUACUCAUAGGCUGCGCGAUUCCACUGUGGUUAUCGCUGGGCUCAUUGCCUCGGACCGGGUCCGCAUACUGGGCAGGCUGGGAAGUGCCCACACGCGAAGUGAGCAUGGUAGCAGGCGUUGUCUGCGUUGGCCUGGGCGACGCGGCCGCAUCCCUUAUUGGCCGCCGUUAUGGACAUCGCAAAUGGUUCUGGGGCGGAGGCAAGAGCAUCGAGGGUAGCGUGGCAUUUGCCGCAGCCGUAUUCGCCGGCUUGACUGCUGCGUACGCGUGGCUGCGCAUCGGCGGAUGGGCCACCGCAGCUCACCAUGAACAUAUCGUGACAUCGGUUUCCGAAGUCCCGGCAGUACUUGCCAAGAUUGGCAUAUGUGCAGCCACUGCCAGCUUGACGGAGGCCGUGCUCACUGGAGGCAACGACAAUGUUAUUGUCCCAGUAGUUCUGUGGAUCUGCGUCAAGAGUGCUGGAAUCUAACAGCCGCGCCUGCGAGGGUGGGGUUUUGCUUUCCCUCCCUGACCAGGGACACUACUUAGUCCACUUGGUCCCAGAGAGUCGAAGAUUCCCUCACUUGAUGCAAGGGAUACUUGUUCAGGAGAGUGAACCUUAGGCCUUGUCAGAAAACAGGGGAGAUAAAUAGAUGCAUAAUGAAUAAAAGAACAUCAUCUCAAUAAAA
Messenger RNA from Microdochium trichocladiopsis, 3433 nucleotides. RefSeq lists its product as uncharacterized. The record is from RefSeq and is a predicted model, not a curated record. Gene Ontology annotation, biological process: dolichyl monophosphate biosynthetic process. Gene Ontology annotation, cellular component: endoplasmic reticulum membrane. The coding region runs from base 484 to 3234 and encodes 916 amino acids. The transcript has 2 exons. Gene Ontology annotation, molecular function: dolichol kinase activity. NCBI's taxonomy places the organism in Eukaryota, Fungi, Ascomycota, Sordariomycetes, Xylariales, Microdochiaceae.